AUGGAGAAGAAGAAAAGACCUAGAUUCAAGUCCCAUUUAGGAAAAGAUCUGAUGGGAUCUGGUGCCAGUGUGAUCUCGAAUAUCAGUAAAUAUACAAAUCUUAAAGUUAAAAAAGAUAAUUUACCUCUUCAUCCUUACAAAUGGAUUCGUUUGGCACGAUUUUCUAUUACACGAGGUUGGUACACAAAUCUCGAGCAAAAUCUUGAUUUUACCAAAGAUGAUGAGAACGUGAACUCCCAGCUAUUUAUGCGUUGGAGAGAUCGUUUCUUAUUUUGUGCCGAAACACUUUAUAAAGCACAGACCGAAACAGGUGAAAUCAAAGGGCAUUACUUGAAUGCUACUGCGGGUACAUGCGAAGAAAUGAUCAAAAGAGCUGUAAUUGCUAGAGAAUUGGGAGUUCCUAUCAUAAUGCAUGACUACUUAACAGGAGGAUUCACUGCAAAGACUAGCUUAGCUCAUUAUUUCCAAGAUAAUGGACUACUUCUUCACAAAUAA
Messenger RNA from Olea europaea var. sylvestris, 495 nucleotides. Its product is annotated as ribulose bisphosphate carboxylase large chain-like. The coding region runs from base 1 to 495 and encodes 164 amino acids. The record is from RefSeq and is a predicted model, not a curated record. The transcript has 3 exons. Lineage: Eukaryota; Viridiplantae; Streptophyta; Magnoliopsida; Lamiales; Oleaceae. Gene Ontology annotation, molecular function: magnesium ion binding; ribulose-bisphosphate carboxylase activity.